UGCAAUGUAUAGAAAACAAUCUCGCAGAUCACAAAAGCAAAAAAUAAUUCUUCAGUCUACAGUUUCUGCAUUCGAUGCUACAUUGAUUAGAAAAUGGUGGUCACUCGAAUCGUUGACUGAUAUUCUUCAGUCAACGUUCGAACAAGCGACAAUAGUGAUGUAUCAAUGUUAAUAUUUGAUAGACAUCAUAAUCAUCGAAAGAACUAAAGAAUAAGUAUUGUAUCGUUAACCGAACAAAACUUCAAUCGCUCGUUAUUGAAGAUUUGACUGUGACUCGGUUGACUGAGGACAUUGAGAUCAGUUAACGCAUUAAGAGCGUUUUGAGAGGAUCUGGAGGGAGCGUUCUAAUUGUUUGAAGUUGAAGCACGAACAAAUGACGGUAUCGUGCUCGAUUCGACUCACUGAUCGAUUCAAUUCCGGAAGUUUGACAAACGUCAUCAGUAUUCGAGUAUCUACUGGGCGGCAGUGCGCGGCCAUUUUGAAGCACGCGCAAAGAGUACAAAACAAGCAUUACAGAGAGUACACGCGUUUGUGACAGCAAAGGAUUUUUUUCCGAAAUCAAAAACGGCUGUUGAAUAGUUAACGUGAAUGUUUGUGAGCGAUAAUUGAUAAAUGUCUUUCGUAAGUUUCAUAGACGUUAACCAUACGAAUAUAAAAUUAGCUACUAAUGAAAUAAUCGAUAAGUUUUAUGACGUUUGUGGACACCUGCCUCGACGUUGACGUUGCUCAAGGGAGCAUGAAAUGCAUAGAAAAACAUCAAAAAGAAGCAUACCACUGACAGAGAAAGUUAAGCAUCGCGACCCCUCCACACCUAUGACAAUACAUAAGCUUGAAGAAAAUGGUCCUGAAAAUCACUCUUCCAUGGUGUCCGCACAAAAUUCGUUCACAAGAAUACCGGACGACAAAUAUUCGGAUCGCGAUGUUAAUAUUUGGCCGGAAACUGAGGACCAUUCCUGGAGCUGGGAUCAACAAAGUAGCGGCACCUCGAUUUCUUGGCCAGAAGAAAUGGAGGAGGUUGCGUCGAAAAAGGUAAUGGACCAGUGGGAGGCUGUACAGAGAACUUUGUACGAUGAGGAUGAACAAGUCGUAGCCGAAAGCCUGCGGGCUGAAUGCAUACAGUGGAGAACUCAACGCCCACAUCUGCGGAUUCUAGGAAGAGGAUUACAAAGGAAGGAGGACGAAACUGCGAGCCAAGACAUCAAAGACCCUACAGGCCCUAUACGCACUAAAGGAACCGACAAUCCCUUGACGAUUUCGGAAUUAAUUGAAGAGCAUAGCGAGCCGCCGAACGCUCCUGAAGAUCCACUGAAAGUUAAAGUUCGAGAUCAGACACGAAAAGAAGUUCUGAACCUACUUUUUGACUUCGUGUGCUCUGAACUCGCGGCAAAUAAGGAAGACGAUUUAUCCUUGAGCCGAAACUUGGAUACCGUCUUGAGAAUAACCCCAGCACCAACACAUAGCGGCAGAAAUCCACUUAGGAAUCACAAAACAGCAGAUGAGUUCGUUAUCUCAACGCACCGUAAAAUGCAAUUACACAAGUACGGGAGGCGGGACUCUCACGACGCUCUUGAACUCCCGGGGUGUCUGCCGGAAGUUCACAAAAAUAACUACUACUCGGAUAAAAGCGGAAAAGAUUUUCUUGGUAGGGAAAGCAUCAUGCCUAUAUCUGCACGGAGACAAAGGGACAUGAAAGAUAUGGUGGCUGACGGAAUAUUGGUGAAACGAGACAGACUGUACACUCCACAAUUACCGCGGAAUGCACUUGGUACUGUUUUUUCUGAAAAAAUAAUUGUCAGUCCUGUGCCGUUCGCUACCACUACCAGGGAAAGCUUCUCGACUCUAAAAUCCACCCCACUUGGGUCCAUGCGACUAUCUUUCGAAUCUUCUCUGCCGCAAAGGUCAGCUAAAAGCGUGAAUUUGGGUGUUAAUGCAAUUUCUGCACGACGAGCGGGUCUCUUUCAUAUACCACAAGUUCAUUCCGCAUGGCAAGCGCCAGUCUGUCCGACCGUAUGGCCUAAGAACGUCAAAUUGGCUCCCAUAGAUUUAACGAGACUCCCCAGCAGCCAGCGCAGGUCGCUGGUCACAUCCCUCACCCAACCGAGAAGGAGUCGAAAUUCUCUGAGUCCCAUUCCACGUGAUAUAAUGCCAGCAUCACCUUUAACGAUUCAAGAUCCGGAUAUGAUGAGUCUAGAAAUCCACGGAAGGCAAAUUGUGAAGCAAAAAUCUAGGACAAACGUUUCGAGCGCCGCGUGGAACUCAAGCCCACAAAAUUUGAAAAAAGGCAGAAAAAAAAUACAAAAUAAUAACGAAAGGUAAGAUUUGACGCGGUUUUGGUUGUCAUUCGAUCAUCCACCCGAUUCUCUUCAGAUCGGAACCGAGACAUUCACGUAUAAUAUUUCAACUUCCACAUUAUUAAACUUGUCACAUUCAAAUGAACUUGAAAGUGAAAUAUAAGGCUAACGGAGGUCACCCUGCAACGACUCCUGCCAUUAUUUAUCCGAUUUGUUUCAUGAUCGAGAUAGAACGAAAAGAACCAAAAAAGGUUCUGUGAAGUAGCUCAUUUUUAAGCGAUUUAUUCAAUCUCAAUGUCAGUUAAAUUUGUCUGUACGUUAAAUGUGAUAUACAUAUAAAGCAAUUCAUUUGAAUAAUAGUUUGUUGCCACUCAUCUUCCGGUUGACUAAUUAGCCAUCAUAGAGAUGUGAAUAUAUUUUGUAUGAAACGAAGCCUACGUACGGAGGGCUGGGCAUUUUUCUAUAUUUUUUCCUCAUCGAUAGCCAAAAAUAUUCCUACGAAUUAUAAAUCUGUCAAAUGAGGCUCUCUCGCUAUUCCACCACCUACUUUGAACCGCGAUUCUACUGCAGGCCCAAAGUAAAGUUGGAUGAGUGCGUGCCAGGGAUGCUGCUUGUUUUGCUAACUGUUUAUUUGCGUACCGAAGCGUGCCCCCUUAGAUUGACUAAGGCGCUGGUAAAAAUAGAAACUCUUGCUUUUCUACGGUCACAUAUCACAUGCGCUAUAGACCGCGCAUAGCUAUAUGUGUAUCGGUACAUUACAACAGUCAUGCCGAUGGUAAAUAAAGCCCCGAUGAAAAGAGAAAACACAAUCAUGAUUGAACACCCUCUGAAUAGUCGGGAAAGUCUCCAGGGAAAUAAGACGAAUAGAUAUUCAAGUCUUUGCGAUUCAAUGGUCUGAUCUCUAAAUAUUUGUGUACCUCGUAGCAAUGAUGUGCUGUAUGUAAUUGAUCUAGACUACCGUUUGAUCCGAUUAAUUGUUGUUUCAUCAAGUUGUCAUCACAAUAGUAAGCACAAAUAGGACACAAAGCGGAAUACACAAGAAGAUGUGUUCCUCGUUGAUUGAACCAGUAUAAAUUUGCGCAAGUGAACGUUACCUACAGUGAAUAUGUAAAUUGUAUUUUUGUAAGUUAGUUGAUGUAAAUAUUUUUGAAUAAAAUAAUUAUAAUGUAACACCGAGUAGGUAUAUCGUGAUGUAUACCGUGUAAAAAUUCAGCUUUAAAUUUCUGAGUAGCCUUCAAAUUAGUGAAUCGAUUUGAUGUGAAAUAACAAAGUGGCUACCACUGAAAUUGCGAAUUAUGAUCUGAGCCGAGAAAACUUGAAUCUAAUGAGAUUCGCAAACACUCUCCGGAUCAAACAAAGUUAAGAAAUUCUUGGGAAAUCUCAAAGGUAAAGAAAAAUUUAUCAGGAAGACUCGGUCUGCAUUUCUCACAGGUAUUCUAUAUACAUAUACCUAGAUGGCAAAGUUGAAGGCGCCGACGCGAGCUUUCGGCGCGAUGUAUUACAAAAGCUCUAAACCUUGGGACUGAACAUCAGUCGCGCGCGAACUCACGGGGUGUAAACAGCGUAAAUUUGCCCUUCCCCACCCUUCUCCCGGGUUAUCUUCUUCACCCCUGAUAACUGUGGUGCAAGUUGCGAGGUGAUUGUUUUUUUUUUCUGCCGUUUUUUGGAUACCUUACCGAGAUC
Messenger RNA from Athalia rosae (coleseed sawfly), 3974 nucleotides. RefSeq lists its product as uncharacterized. NCBI's taxonomy places the organism in Eukaryota, Metazoa, Arthropoda, Insecta, Hymenoptera, Athaliidae. Bases 742 to 2316 code for a protein of 524 amino acids. The record is from RefSeq and is a predicted model, not a curated record. The transcript has 6 exons.